UUGAGCAACUCACCAGGGGCAGCCCUUCUCUCGCACAUUGAAAACAAGAAAGGGGUCAGGGUAAGGGGGAUACCUAGUCAAUUGUGCAACUGAAUGCAUACAUUUUUUUGCGUCAUCAAUGCAAACCACCGUGACUCUCAAAAGCCGCCGUUUACUUCUGAAGAUAGCCGCCCUAAAAACCAGAUUCAAAUUCGACACAAACCUUCAAAUAGAUGUGAUCCAGGUGCCCACUCUGUCCGACAGCCCAGAUGUGAUCCAGGUUCCCACUCUGUCCGACAGCCCAGAUGUGAUCCAGGUGCCCACCCUGUCCGACAGCCCAGAUGUGAUCCAGGUUCCCACUCUGUCCGACAGCCCAGAUGUGAUCCAGGUGCCCACCCUGUCCGACAGCCCAGAUGUGAUCCAGGUGCCCACUCUGCCGACAGCCCAGAUGUGAUCCAGGUGCCCACCCUGUCCGACAGCCCAGAUGUGAUCCAGGUGCCCACCCUGUCCGACAGCCCAGAUGUGAUCCAGGUUCCCACUCUGUCCGACAGCCCAGAUGUGAUCCAGGUGCCCACCCUGUCCGACAGCCCAGAUGUGAUCCAGGUGCCCACUCUGCCGACAGCCCAGAUGUGAUCCAGGUGCCCACCCUGUCCGACAGCCCAGAUGUGAUCCAGGUGCCCACCCUGUCCGACAGCGAAGUCGUCUCAAAACAAAAGUGACAUAAUUAAGCAUUUCUAGUAAUGAGCAGGAUUCUGUGUUUUCACGUGCAAAAGUGAUUGCUUUUGAUAAAAACAUUUUAUCUGCCUUCCAUCCCCGCUUUCGCCCAACAAUGUGACGGGCCAUAGAACCAGAUUAAUCUAACAGCCUCUCUGCUUGCUUAAAUUGUGUGCCAUGCUGUGCGCAGUCAAUAGAAAAUGGCAUUCUUGCUAACUUGGUUAGCUACGUGAUUAAAUGUCUGUUUUUAACAAAUCAACUGUUUUAGACUAUUGUAUUUUAACCAAGCAAGAGAAAUAAACAAACAAAAUAGUUUUGGGAACGAACGCUUCAAUACUGUUCAUUUAAAUGUUCUGUCAAAAUCCGUUUUAACUGCAGGGUUUGUACUGUAAUGGCUAGAGGUACCGCCUCUAUAUCUGACGAUUGUGGGUUAGCCUCCUGGAGGAUACAUUUGGAAAAUGAACUUGUUUAUAGUUUUGACAGCCCCCUACUAACACACAUACACUAACACUUAGUUUCAUGUAUUAGGUGGCUCUUAGGAGCCUUUGGGUUUGUGGAGUGGCAGGGAGUGUGGUGGUUUGUACUACUGAGUGCGUCUUGUUAGAACGGAGGAGACACCAGCUCCCAUACUCUCAAGGAAGAGGUCAGUGGCCUCAUCCGUGAGAUGCACGCCAUCCCUACAGUACUGUCUAGGGACACAGUGCUUCAUGGCAGAGUGGCAGAUUGUGGGAAUGCGCCUGUGAUGGAGAAAUGCAAGCUGGAACUGACAUGACAUGUCAGAACUGACAUGUGGAACUGAUAAACGACUUAUGCCAAUUCAAAUGCACGCAGUAAACUUGGUACUUUGCACACUAUCAAUACUUAAAAUACAUGGUUUGUUCCAAAUCUGUGCGUUCUCCCUCCUGUUUUCAUAUUUAUACUUCCAUUUAUAAAUGUGGAUGCGUGUGCUCUUUGAUUGGAGUUGGACAGCUGUGUACAAUGCAAACAUUAUUA
Messenger RNA from Oncorhynchus nerka (sockeye salmon), 1686 nucleotides. RefSeq names its product pleckstrin homology domain-containing family G member 2-like. The transcript has 2 exons. The coding region runs from base 119 to 433 and encodes 104 amino acids. The record is from RefSeq and is a predicted model, not a curated record. Lineage: Eukaryota; Metazoa; Chordata; Actinopteri; Salmoniformes; Salmonidae.